AUGGCCGAUUCAGAAGACUUGUCGCUCCCAGGAGACGUGGGCUUAGACAAUGGCGACGACUCGAUAAACGAUGCGCCCUCCAUGGCUGGUGCUGAUGCUGUGGAUGAUGGGUCGCUCGACGAUAGUGACGGCACUGAUCGUCACCUUACGCCCGCCCCUAUAGGAAAUGGCUCUGUCGGGAAUAGAUAUCGCGAGAUUAUGCAGCAGCAACAUCAGGAUAGCUCAGAUGUGAGCUCUUUAGGUGGAAGCUCAUUGCAUGGUCUCCCAAAGCGAGCAGGGAGUCCGAUAGAUUCGGUCCUUUCGGGACCUGACGAUACACCAUCCAUUCAAGGAUCAUUUGUUUCCUCACCCGGAAGCAGCGUUCUCCCAUCUGUAGCUUCUCGUCCCGGCCUAAGCAGUCCCUCACCAUCAUUCCGACCUUUCGAUCGACGAUUCCAAUCGCGAAUUUCUUCCUCCAAUAUAAAUACUCCUCGCUCAUCGUCUCCGGCAUUUCCCUUUCUUUCUAGCCACAGCCGUAAUGUCUCUCUAAGCUCACAAUUCCUCCUCGACCAAGCCGAUCUCGAAACACCAACGCCGCCAUGGGAAGUUGUUCGUUGGACCAAGCUACGGAAACUCAACGGCCAUGCAUUCUCCGAAGCAGGAAAACGAAACUUUGGAUCACCGACGUGUCUUGCAGUUUCAGCAACGAUCGUACUCGGAACGUCCAAGGGUAUUAUAUUAGUAUUUGAUUAUAACCAAAACCUCAAAAUGAUCAUUGGACCAGGAACAAAAGCUGUUGAGUCUGGACCAAUUACUGCCAUAGCGAUAUCUGCAGAUCAUACUACAAUUGCAGGAGGACAUGCCAGCGGCAAUAUCUUUACUUGGGAUACAAGUCGCGCCUCAAGACCAUUUUUGGCAAUACCUCACUUGGAGCCUGCGCAGCUUCAGAACCGCACGGUGGAUGGGCAUGUGCCUGAUGUCGCCAUUGUUCAUCUCGGCUUCCUAGGAACUCGCCAUACAGCACUUGUUUCAGCCGAUAACCGGGGAAUGGCCUUCUCGCAUCUUGCAACUAGAGGAACAGGUGCACUUGGAAGGACUGUGAAGACUCAUCGAAUUCUUGGUCGGUAUCCAGAUGCGCCAUUACCUGCGGGCAAGGCAGUCAAGCCCAGCACCGUCCUUGCGUUUGCGCCUCUGCCCCUGGGCAAUGUUGAGUGUUCGACAGAUACUCUUGGUUUGACAGCUAUGCUGACACCCUAUCUCCUUGUCAUCGUUUCGACUACACCUGUAGCGCAAACUCAACACAAGUCGGCGCGACCUAAAGAUGUUCCUCCCCACAGCGCUAUGACAGGAUGUUUGGCAUGGUUCCCGGCUGUCAAGCUCAAAGUGCUAGAUCCUCAUACCGGAAGUGAUAUUUCAAAAGUGAAACUUGCUUACUGUUGGUCGAACAUCCUGACAGUGCUAGACGUGGACGAAUAUCCCCGUGAGGACACAGACCAACCUCCAUCAUACAGAUUUAAAGCACGAAAUCGAUGGAAGUGCGAAGAGGCUAUUGUUGCCGUUCAAUGGCUUAGUCGUUCAGUUCUGGCUGUCCUAACCAUAUCUCAAAGAAUGAUUGUUCUUGAAGACAGAAGCAUGCGAAUGACUGAAGGAUUUGAUCUGGUACAGAAGUACAUAUACCACGCAGACUUAUUCUCCGAGCAGUUACAUACCCUCGUGGAACAACUUGACGAGAAUGAUUCCUCUAUGCAUGGAGUUGUAGCCGAUGCCUUUUAUAUGAGCUUCAAAGCCUACAAGGGCAGAAUAUUUCUCCUCGGUUUUAAUGAAGUCUCCAUUGGGGCGUUGUCGAACUGGGCAGACCGACUUAUCGCUAUGAUGGAGAACGGUGACUACAUGGGCGCCAUCCAACUUGCUACCUCAUAUUAUACUGGCGAUGCCGAUAAGCUUACUGUUGGACUGCCAGAAGAUUCCACUCUGCGUCACACUAUGGUUCGCGACAAGAUUAUGGAGAUUAUUGGCGCUUCCUUGAAGUACGCCUUUGGUCAACGCGAAAAGGAGCCUGAGAGUUAUGACGACGAUCACAUGAAGCAGUUAGCGGAUACAUGUUUUACUGCUUGCCAAGCUGUGGGCAACCAAGACUUUCUCUUUGAGGAGAUGUAUGAAUGGUACGAAGACGCUGACAUCGCCGGUAUCUUUCUCGAAUGUCUCGAGCCCUGCAUCCUUGAAAAGACGAUCACCAUGGUGCCGCCAAGUAUCGUUAAAGAUCUGGUCCAGCACUACGUCAGUCGAGGAUGGGAGAGUAGACUCGAGGAGAUGAUCUGUCACAUGGAGACGGCAACCCUUGAUCUUGACCAGACGACUCUUCUGUGUAAGCAACACAGCCUAUACGAUGCUCUUAUAUACGUUUGGAACCAGGGCAUUGGCGACUAUAUCACGCCUAUGAUUGAUCUCCUUUCGCUGCUGAUUCCUCUCAUGGUCGAUGGCGACUUCACAGCCAACAACCCAGCAGAUGACUUUUUUAGCAUCAAUGCCUUCAAGAUCUUCCCUUACCUGUCUUAUACAUUGACAGGAAGAGUGUAUCCAAACGAUCAGACGAUGAGCGAAGAGAUGGCUACAAGGGCCAAAUCUGAAAUCUACUGGUUUUUCUUUUCGGGAAGAACAAUAACGUGGCCCAAAGGCAGCAGGAAUGAGUUUCGCACCAUCCCCAACUCCGAUUCACAGCCAUCGUUCCCAUAUCUUCGUAUGAUUCUCAAGUUGGAUGCUCCUAGCUUCCUGAGCGCGUUGAACGAAGCUUUCGAAGACUCGUUCUUGAACGACUCGAAUGAUCACCACAUGAACGGCAGUUCCAAGGGCGACCUGCCUGAGGAGCAGAUCUUUGGGCAGACCAUCAACCGACAAUACGUGCUGUCUAUCUUGCUGGAUGUCAUGAAUCCCAACGAUUUUGCGCCAGAGGAUACCAUCUAUCUUGACAUGUUUAUCGCACGAAAUCUUCCAAAGUUCCCUCAGUAUCUACUGUUUUCAGGCACAACACUGUCACGUGUUUUGACUGGACUAUGCAAUUACCCAGGUCAGGAUUUAGCGGAGGAUGCACAGCUCAGUGCUGAGUAUCUCCUUUCUAUAUACCAUCCAUCAGACAUGCCAGAUUUGAUGCCGUUGUUCAAGAACGCAGGGUUUUACCGUAUUCUGAAGCGCAUAUACAAGACAGACAAGCAGUACGACAACCUUUUGCAGACCUACUUCGAGGACUCAGAGGAUCAGGAGCUAGUGUUCGACUGUCUGCGCGAGUGUCUACGACCUCAGUCAGGACUUACUGGACGUCAGACCCAAGAAGUGCUCAAGGUCGUCAGAGAGCAUGCACGGGACUUGCUUGAGCUUGAGCCCACGCUCACGGCAAAGACACUCGCCGAGCAAGAUGUGGCGCUUCACCAGCAUGUGGUUGACUCGGCGCAAGAUGUACCAGACUUGCAGCACACAUAUCUCAAGACUCUUUUGGAGCCGGAAGAGCCCACAGCAGACACAAGAUUGACUACCGCUCGUGACCUGGUAGAACAAUACGUACAGCUCAUGUGUAAGUAUGAGCCAUCUCAUGUCUCAGAUUAUGUGGGCAUUGUGCAGUCGACCGACUUGAGAUUGGAGAAGCUCCUGCCUACAAUGGAGGACACAGGCGUUAUCGAUGCAGCCGUGGUGCUGAUGGCUCGCGAAGGUCAAGUCAAGGAUGCCAUGGACCGACUUAUAAAGCAUCUCAAGACACUUGAAUCGGCUAUGCAUGGACUCUUGACUGGUGCCGAGGAACGAAAUUCGGGACCAAGUCUUGGCUACGCCGCAGAAGAACUCUUUGAGGGUCUUCAGAAGUAUGUCCAUGUUGGUAUAUGGUUGUGUCAAGGCCAGACCAAGUCUUCGUCUAAAAAGUCAAAGGUGGUCCAAAAGGGUUCCAAGUCAGCAGUUGAGACACUUUCUUCCGAUGAGGCUCUUUGGCUAAGCUUGAUUGAGGCAUGUGUGCAGAUCACGAAAGACCUGUCCCCUGCACUGAACUCUGCUGCUGAGCAAAACACCAGUGAUGAUGAAUUUAAUGAGGAGAAGCUCGUGGCUCUUUUGCGCUCACUAGUUCAGCACACAUUCACAGCGCUGCUCACAACCACAUCUAGUCAGACAACCUCACAACCAGGGUCGAAACUUCUAUCGAACGCCAGUUCCAACUUGUCCUUCUUGCGUAUAUUGAGGGCAUUCUUGACACAGGCAGCUGCUUCAUCGCCAAACUUGGCAGAUCUACGAGGUGUGCUUGCAUCUAUCUUUUCGGCAUAUGCGUACGAGGAGUCGAUAUUGAAGCUGUCGAACCGUCUGUUGGAACGUAGUUUGUUCGUGGACGUCAACCAGUCAGUCGAACUCCGCCAACGUGGUUGGAGGCCAAGAGGAUCAACCUGCGAGGCAUGCAGUCGAAGGGUGUGGGGACCUGGUGUUGCAGGAACAUCGGUGUUUGAAGCAUGGGAAGAUAAGCAAGCCAUUGAGGAAAAGAGGAGGAAAGAAAGACAGGCCGAUGCAGCAGAACGUGCCAAGGGCGAUGACGGCGAAACAGAUCUCAAGGCUAAGGGUAAGGGAGUCGACACAAGGCCUUCGAGCAUGCUCAUCGAAGCAAACGCUACUAGUGGCGUGAGCAGUAAUAAGGAUAAGCCGAUGGGGCCAUUGGUGGUGCUUGCAUGUCGGCACAUCUACCAUCAGAGCUGUCUAGAUGAGUUGCAAGAACGGCAGCAGAACGGGGGCGUGAUUGGUGUUGAGAGGGAGUAUAGAUGCCCGAUUGACGGGUGA
This is a messenger RNA of Fusarium venenatum, 4779 nucleotides long. Its product is annotated as Golgi CORVET complex core vacuolar protein 8-domain-containing protein. Lineage: Eukaryota; Fungi; Ascomycota; Sordariomycetes; Hypocreales; Nectriaceae. Gene Ontology annotation, molecular function: protein binding. Gene Ontology annotation, biological process: endosomal vesicle fusion; protein targeting to vacuole. The record is from RefSeq and is a predicted model, not a curated record. Gene Ontology annotation, cellular component: HOPS complex; late endosome.